Messenger RNA from Lodderomyces elongisporus, 2028 nucleotides. RefSeq lists its product as uncharacterized. The transcript has a single exon. The record is from RefSeq and is a predicted model, not a curated record. Gene Ontology annotation, biological process: positive regulation of transcription by RNA polymerase II; cellular response to iron ion starvation. Gene Ontology annotation, molecular function: DNA-binding transcription factor activity, RNA polymerase II-specific. Bases 1 to 2028 code for a protein of 675 amino acids. NCBI's taxonomy places the organism in Eukaryota, Fungi, Ascomycota, Pichiomycetes, Serinales, Debaryomycetaceae.
AUGUCUCUUCAAGAGGACGAUUUCACUAGCAACAUAGAUGAGCAAUUGUUGAGCAGUGUUGACCCGCAUGGUGUCAAGUUGAAAUUGGAAGAAAUCGCCCAUGCUGCAGCCCUUAGCUCUCAAAACUCACAACAACACAGUCCCGAGGCAUCUGCUGCACAGUUUGAUGCAGGUGCUUUGCAAACCCAACAUCAGCAUCAACACCAGAACCAAGACCAGGACCAGAUUCAAAAUCAAAACCAAAACCUAAACCAUAAUCAAAACCAGGAUCAAGAGCAAGAACAUGAUCAAAAGGCAUCAAGGAGGAAUAGAAUAUCAUCAAAGGAAAAAAAUGUGGUCAAUGCUGCUAAUCAAGAUGAUUUCAGACAAUUCCAAUUGCAACAACAACUUCAGCUUCAGCAGCAACAACAUCACCAGCAGCAACAGCAGCAACACCAACAAAUUGAACAAGAUUUCAACAGACAGCAACAACAGCAACUUCAACAUCAUGCUCAACAACAGGCCGUUGCUGCCGUAGGCUUAAACAAUUACACCCACUCACAGCAGCAUCAACAGCAACAGCAACAGUUUCAGCAUCAUCAACAGCAGCAACUUCAGCAUCAUCAUCAACAUCAACAUCAACAUCAACAUCAUCAAAUACCUGAAUUGCAAGGACCAACAGCAGAAGAAUUAUCAGAAUACAACAUUCAGAUUCCGGAGCCUAUAAUUGAUGCAAAACUGAAGAUUUUCCCUGUUACUGAGAACACAAUUACUGCAGAAGGUAACUUAAUAACACGCCCAUAUCCCGAACAAAUAUUCAAUGAUCGUGAUGGCUUGAAUGAGUUUAUUGCUGAAUUUGCUAGGGACAAUGGAUUUGGUAUUGUUAUUGCCCAUUCAAAUAAAAAGGCCAUAUACUAUACUUGUGAGUUGGGCGGUCGUUACCGUCAUAAGAAGUCCAAGAAAAUUGAUGUGUCAAAACAGAUUGAUGUUGGUGAUGGUUACAUGUUGGACCCAGAUACAAAGACCAAAAAGUUGAAAUGUCCAUUUUCGAUGACCGCCAGUUUCAAAAAGUCCACAGGAAUGUGGACCUUGCGCACAACAUGCAACGAACACAACCAUCCGCAGUUGGACCCAUUACUGAAUCAUCCGAUGUUGCGCAAACGCAGCGAUGAGCUCAACUUGGUCAUCUUGGAGUUGUACAAGUUGGGAACAAAACCUUCUCACAUCGAAUCUAAGAUCAGAAGCCAAUACCCCGAUGUAAUGAUCAAGCGUGAAGAUAUAUAUAACGAGAUUAGAGGGUACAAGAGGAAAUUGAAGAAGCAAACAUCAAGGUUUGGGUUCAAUAAUCCUUCAAGAAUUGCUAAUGCCCAAUAUAGAAAAAAGGCGGCACAGCAAGCUGCAGCUGCAGCAGCAGCGGCGUCGGCGGCAGCUAACGCUGUCGUUGUUGGUGGAGAAGUAGGAGCUCACGGCACAGGCUCUAGUGCGCCAGAUAAUAAUCCUGGAGUUGUUGAUUUACCAAGCAGUAGUAAUAAUGACGCAAGUGACCAGGUCUCUGGUUUAAGUCUGGGUGUUUCAGGAGUUCAAGGUACUAAUGAAGUUGACCCUGUAGCCGCAGUCACUGCUGCUGCUAAUGCAAACGCAUUUUUACAAGGAGAUGGUCAAGAGCUUCAAUAUGAUCCUUACCAACAACACCAACAACACCAACAAUUUCAGCCCCAACAGCUGCAUCAACAGUCACAACAGCAACAGCAGCAGCAGCAGCAACAAGAACAACAAGAACAUCAAGAACACCAAGAACAUCAAGAACUUUCGCAAUCAACAAAUCAACAGCAACAACAGCAACAGGAAGAAUUUCAGCGACAAUUUGUUGCUGCAACACAGCUUGAUGAACAACAGUAUCAACAAUAUCAACAACAUCUACAGGAGCAUGGCUUGCAAGAUAACGAUAACGCAGCUACUGCUGCCGCAAUAGCUGCUGCGCGCCACCAUUAUGCGGAUUCCGCAGACUUGUCCAUGGACAAUAUUGAUAGCCGAUUAGUUGGAGAGUAA